UCAUCUCUAUUCACAUCGAACAGCUGAGCCGGUAAACAACUAGGAAAAAAGUAUAGAAAUAAUAAAAAAAAAACAACAAAACUAAUUUUCGUGAAUGUUCUACAAAAAAUGAAAUAUAAAUAUUAAUAGCAAAAAUGGAAGAUCGCAAUGAAGAAAUUGAACCAUGCCGCGAUAUAGGACCACAUGAGGAGCUGGAGGUGAUUAAAAGCCAGGCAGUCAUUAAACUAUCACCUGUUCAGGUUCCAGCUCAUUUCAAGAGACUCGAGUGCAACACAAAUCUCAAUUUGCCCCCUUUGAAUUGGCUGACAACAUCGCAGAGUAGCCAUGGAUUGCAUCAAGCCUUGUACCAGAGUGCAGGAUUCGCUAGUUUUCGCUUGGGACAGAUGUUCCCUGAUUGUGUGGGUGAGGUGGAUGUUGUUUCGGAUGCCGAAAAUAUAAAGCAGCUUCUAAAGCUGCCAUACAGUGAUGCGCAGAGCGCUAUUAGCAUGGUGGUCCACAAAGUGGGCAAUACAUUGCUCCUGGAUGAGUUCGACAUACAAAAGUAUUUGCUACGCAAAGCGGACGAUGAUUGGAAAUGGUUACGUUCUUUUAUAUUGGAGCACAUUCUAACCUACGGCGAUAAUCAGGCCAAUUAUUGCCUAAAAGAACGCAAUCGUGAGGCAUUGCAAACAAAAAAUUUACUCUCGAAGUUUCUGUAUCACAGUUUGAAGCAAACGGGUGAAGCAGGCGAUAAUUAUGAAGUGAGUACAUCCACCCAGGUGACCAGUCGUCGACCAGUGGGCUUACCCAUAAGUGGACCCGUGUUGCCAGAGCCAAAGAUCGAAGAGAAUGUACCGGAUCCGAAAUCGAGUCAUGCCUUUAAUCGGAAUGUGGUGUGGACAUUUGAGGAUAUACGCAUGUUAAUUGGCACUGAUAUGCCAAUAUUUGGUGGACCGAAUCGUCCGUGCAUCAGUUUACGUCUCCGGGAUGCUGCUCAGCCCAUUAAUGUGCUCACUGGGAUCGAUUAUUGGCUGGAUAAUCUCAUGUGCAAUGUGCCGGAGGUUGUAAUGUGCUAUCAUUUGGAUGGCAUUGUACAGAAAUACGAGAUAAUUAAGACUGAGGAUUUACCCUAUCUGGAGAAUUCACAAUUCUCGCCGCAAGUGGUGAGAAAUGUGGCACAAAACAUAUUGGCAUUCCUGAAGGCCAAUGCCACCAAGGCUGGCCACACAUAUUGGCUGUUUAAGGGGCGUAACGAUGACGUGGUCAAGCUCUAUGAUCUCACCACUCUCUGUGAGAAUCAAAAUCAAGGUGGUGCCGGUGGCGAUGAUCAUCAUCAGCAUCAAGAGUCGCCAGAGAAGCAGCAGCAAAUGAAUCCAUUCACAGUUCCUGUCGGCAUGCUCUUGUAUUCGGUGGCUCGAAAUAUGAAGAACACAUUGAAGAAUAUCAGUCCCCAGACAGCAGGAAAUAUACGAGCCCUAUUAGAUAAUUGUAUCAAGCUGUUGCCCAAAGAGCAGUAUCCACAAAUUGUUAGUUCCUCGCAUUAUAUACUCUCCGAUUUGCAUAUACCAGCGGGUAUAGAUCCCAAAUCACCGAAGUUUGAUGAGCAUGAUUCCGAUUCCCUUUACGACGACGAUGAAGACGAUGAGGAGGAUGAAGAUGAUGACGAGGAGGAGGAUUAUCAAUAUGGAAAUUGUGAUUUUACAGCCAAUAAGUACUAUCAAAGCUCCGAAGAGAGCGGUGGUAAGGCAAAUGUUGCCGUACGUCAUAUAUGCGAUGCUCUUAGAGAUUUCAAAUCGCAUACUAAGAAAUCGAAGCCGGCUCCAUUAAUGGCCACCACCGUUGAACGUUGUCAAAUAUCAUUGGAACACAUAAGCGCUGGAAUCUCAUGUCUACAAUACUUCAAUGGCAAUCAAGAGGAGAAGCUUAAAGAGACGGAAACGCAUGCCAAGCAAGAGGAAAGGGAACGCAUAUUGCAUGAGGAGCAGAAUCCAAAUAUGGCCAAACCCUUCAACGCCAUCCCAUUGCCCUAUGAGCAACUAAUAAUGCCGCCCCCAUCCCAGUCCAGCUCUAGUUCGAGUAAAAAAUCCACAAAAUUGCACAAGUCCGACAGCAAAUCCAAAGAACUGGCCACCACUAGCAAUAGUAGCAACUCUCUGACGGAGGAUGGAAAAACUAAUCAACAACUUAGUGCCAAAUUCAAUAAUCACCAUUUUGGCUCAUGGAAUGUCCAUCUGAAGCUAUUGCUCUUGGAGAAGGCCUGCUUGACCUAUGCCACAUUGGCCGAACAUCAUUACGAAUUGGAGAGCUUCGGCUGCACAUUGCGAGCCAUUGAGUUGGCCUGUCGUUGCCAACAGGUGCUCAAUAAGUAUAUGGCCAAUGUGGUGUCUCAACAAAGUUGUUUGCUCGGUCGUGCGGGUGACUGUUUCUUUCAGAUGUCCAAGCAUUGGUCCGAUAUAGCCAAGUAUAAGCGACAAUAUGAGCAGGAGAAUGAAAUUAUGCGCAUAAUUGGUGAGGAAAUCACUCAAGAAUUGCAGCAGGAUGACGACGAUGAGCUACCAUUAUCCCUAGAGCCCACUGACAAUGUGGAGCAGGUGAUGCUACUCAGUUGUAAAUGCUAUGAGCAGGCUUUACAGCAUUCCGAAAAACUCGAGAGUAAUGAACUCUUGCGUCGUCUUGGCAAUGUGCGCAAUGAAUUGGGUCUGAAGUAUAUGUACUGGGCGCAAGAGGAAUACAGUGAAUAUAUGAAGAAAAAAGAGGAGCAUGUUAGGAAGUAUGGACGUAAGCCACAGAAGCAGCAGGACGAAGAGAAAAAGGACAAGGAGAAACCGCUCUAUGUCAAAUUGACUGUUAAUUCCUAUGAUUGUCUACGUCGUGGCAUUAAGGCCUUUACAACUGUCGAGGAUAAUAUUAACUUGGCAUUUCUCUAUUGCAAUAUGGGAAGAUUUAUGCGUCUACGUGCCCAUCUAACAAUGCCCGAUGAGAGUGCCGUUAAAUUGGAUAGUCAAAAAACCUUUUAUAACGAAGCCUUCAAAUACUAUGAAAAGGCCAAGGAUUGCCUCGAUACACGUAAAGCCAAUGCCGAGCUUUGGGAUCUAGUGCAAUGGGAAUUAUCCACGGCGACUUUCACUUUGGCCAAACAAUUGCAAGAUCAUGGCGUGACGACUGAAAAAUCUACCCUAGUUGAGUCGACCAAAGAGGUCUUGGAAUUGCUACAGAAAUCUUUGCGUCUCUGCGACGUAGAGCAUGCUGGAGCCAGACAAGUGCUCUAUAGUUUUCGUUCUGGUUUGAUCCAUAGGAGAAUUGCCUCGUUUCACUACUCUCAAUUGAGGGCAGCAGGUAAUUGUGAGCUAUCGCACUUGCCUAAAUCAUCAUUGCAGCUAUGCAAGCAUCAUUAUGAGAAGGCCGCUCAGAUCCUGGAGAGCCUCAAAGAGGUCCAAGAGCUACUUAUAGUACAACUGGAACGCAUUUCGUUGCAUGAAUACUUGGCAGAGCUGACCAGCUACUCGGCCCAGAAGAUCAAACAAAUGCAAGCGGCUUUGGAUAUUUGCUUGCAAUGCGAUGUCAUCGUUGCCAGCAACGUCAUCGAUACCAUUAUAAGCAACAACACAAAUAAUAGCAAUAGCAGCAGCAGCAACAACAGCAAUUAUGCUAUUAAUAAUAGUAAUGACGAAUUUAACAUCCAUUUGACACUGUUUGAGAGCCGUAUACAAAAUGCAUUAAAGACAUUGACCAAACUAUUGCUAACCGGCAAGGAUUCGAAGCAGCUGUCGGCUUUGUACAAGCGCAUGUAUAUGGAAACCUUGACUGGGAAACAUGGCACAGGGGAGCAGCUUGAUGGAGAGGUGACAGACACAGCCAUUGUCUUGAAGUCACAGCUGCUUCAUACACUAAUAACCCGGCUGAAAACCAUGUGCGAAGCUCAUAUGGCCAAUGACUAGACCGCCACCACCCCGCUUAGCUCUCAACUACGUACGUGUCUUUAGUUAAAUUUGAUAAAAAAAAAAAUAC
This is a messenger RNA of Drosophila willistoni, 3987 nucleotides long. RefSeq names its product erythroid differentiation-related factor 1. Lineage: Eukaryota; Metazoa; Arthropoda; Insecta; Diptera; Drosophilidae. The coding region runs from base 135 to 3917 and encodes 1260 amino acids. The record is from RefSeq and is a predicted model, not a curated record. The transcript is spliced from 6 exons. Gene Ontology annotation, biological process: positive regulation of DNA-templated transcription.